AUGAGUUUUGAUCUUGAACAAGCUCUUAAUUUCGCUGAACAUAAACAUUGCAGAAAAAUACAACAGCGUACUGAGAAUAGCAGAAAAAAACGUCGAGUAUAUUAUGAAUCAUCACUGAUUAAUAAUGUAUCGUCUCAUGUUAGUGAUGAAUUAUCCAAUGUUGUUUCAACACUUACACUUAAUAUGAAUACAAAUCCAGAAUCAACUGAUAAAAUAGUACAUGAUUGUUUAUCGAAAGUUUUAUUUGAAAAAGAUGCUCAAGAUGAAGAUAAUAUAAUCAAUCUUGAAGAAAUACAGAGCAACACCAUGAACUGUUCUCAAGUCUGCAAAAAUUCAUUCGAUAAUUUGGAAUUAUCCAAUGAUUCAUCCACAAUUGAUGAAGUUUUAUUACAUUGCUAUACUGAUAUGUCAAGAGAAGAGUUUUGCUCGACGUUAUUAAACAUACUAAGAGAUGCUCAUAUCUCUAAAUCCCAUGCUAAUCGUCUUUUAUCUUUUAUCCGUUCUACAUUUCCGAUACCUAAUGCUGUACCAACGAGAAUAGAACAACUUUUAGAAUUCUUAGAAAUCGAUAAUUAUCUUCUGAAAAAAUAUAUGCUAUGUACAAUAUGUAACAAUAUUUUAUCUUGUUCGGAUAUUUGUUGUCUAAAAUGUUUAUGCUCUGAUCAUAAAUGUUUAGCUGUAGUUUAUGAUAUGAACGUGGAACAAUUAAUUAAAAAGAUCUAUAUUCGUUUAAAAAUGGACAUUGAUGAAUAUCGUGAACAUCUUCAGACAAUGCAUGAUAGAGAUGAAACGAAUGAUAUUGGUAUUACAAUCGAUCACAAUCAUCGUAUUGAUGUCAAAUUUUUAUCUAUUACCGGUGAUAGUCCAGCUUUACGGAAUAUUCUUAACUUUAUUGGACAUGGAGGUUAUUUCUGCUGUAAUUUCUGUUAUAUACGUGGUCAACAUAUUAAAAGAAAACGACAAUAUUUUUAUGAAAAAGAACAGGUUCUUCGUUAUAGCUCAACAUAUGAUAAAGAAUCAGCAGAAGCUGAAAAAACUAAAGAAAUUAUAUAUGGACAUAAAGGUACUUCAAUUUUACAAAAUAUACUUGAUACAAAACUUCCAGAAGCAAUAAUAAUUGAUUAUCAACAUGCCAGUUUGCUUAGACAUGCAAAAACAACCCGUCGUACAAUUUAUAAACAACUUAAUCCUUCUCAUCGUCGAUUAAUUGAUAUUAAACUGAAAAAUCAAUGUUUUCCACAUUUUUUCAAUCGACGUAUGAUACCUUUCAAGAAUUUAUCAUUUAUAAAGGCUGUUGAAUUACGUAAUAUUUUAUUGUAUGGAUUUUUACCUUUAUCAUAUGAAUUUAUGAAUCGUGAACAAUUAGCUCAUUUCACUUUAUUCAUAUGUUCUAUUCGUGUAUAUCAUUCUCAACCUCCAAUGUUUGGUCGAGAAACCGCAACAAUAGCAAAUCGAUUAUUCGAACAAUAUAAUAAAGAUCAUAAAAAAUUUUAUCAUCUUAUUCAAAACUACGUUCUUCAUUUACAUUCUCAUUAUGGCAAUCAAUAUGUUAAUUAUGGAUCGCUGGCAAAUAUUGAAUGUUUUUCUCAAGAAGAUCUUUUAGGCCAUAUUAGCUCCAAUACUCAUGGCACAAGAUACUACGAUGACCAAAUAGUUCAUUAUUAUAACAUUGACUUUUCUUUAAAUAAUCGAGUACCUCAAACAAAAUAUAAGAUAUAUUAUAAACCAAUAGAUUUAGAUACUAAUUUUAUCAUCGAUAAUUAUUCAAUAAUUAUACAAUAUCAUAAUCGAAUAUGUAAAUGUUUAAAUACUUCAAAAUAUAUAUCCAUUUAUCGUCGAUGUAUUAUUCGAAACAACACCUUUCAUUCUUUAUUAUAUAAACGACGAACAAAAUCAAAGAGCUAUUUUAUUAGCUACUAUAAAUCAACAAAUAAUAAUGAAAAAUACUUUGGAUUCAUUCAUUUGUUUUUUUAUUGCAAAGAUACAACAUAUGCUGUUAUUGAACGCUUUCAAAAUAUGCACAAAUUUAGUUCUUUAUUUAAGUCAUCAUCUUAUUUUGAUUUAUUAAAAAAACCAUUAGACAGUUGUUUCAGUAUUGUUUCCAAAGAACCAAGUGAUAUAUUUGAUAUUGUUGAAAUUGGUCAUGUUAUUAAGCAUUGCAUCGUAUUUGACAUUGAACAAUGCUUAAUUAUAACUGAAGUUUCUGCUUAUCACGAACAUGAUUAA
Messenger RNA from Rotaria sp. Silwood1, 2226 nucleotides. Lineage: Eukaryota; Metazoa; Rotifera; Eurotatoria; Philodinida; Philodinidae. The record is from the annotation of a GenBank genome assembly.